ACAGCAAAGCCCUGAUAAAUCAUAUGAAUCACAUGAAUAUGGAAGCAUUUUAAGAUAUAUUAGAUUCAAAUCAUGACAGUGUUAGGCUACAACAUGGGGAUCAAAGUUUUAUUUAGGAAUAAAUAGGAGAUCAAAUCUGAUGAAAAAUGGCAGAGGUAUGUUGGCUCAGAACUUGAAGUGGAAACUAUGUUUUUGUAACUAUGGGAAAUAAACCAGGAAAGGAGGAUGAUGGACCCUCCAAAAAAUCGUCAUCACACGAGAAGACAAAAGGUGCCACGGGGGAGUCCAUCCCAGGUCGUCAGAGAUCAGCGGUCAGUGAAAGUACACAGGAGAGUACACCAGCCGUAACGGGGCACAGAACCAAACGUUACAGUGACAGUAACUUCACAAAGUCAGCAGCUGUAAAGGAGAAAACUGCAGACCCACAAAAGACUACCCAUGUCAGAUCUCCAAGUGCUGUCUGGAAAAAUGAUGGUGCAGAAGUUGUUGAAGUGACUAUUAAACAUGACCGUUUGGUAGUAGCAGCCAUUGACUUUGGUACCUAUGGAUCAGGAUUUGCCUUGUGCACUAGAUCCGAUUACAAAAAAGAUCGCAAUAAGAUUUUUGUACAUACUUGGAACAGUGGAACAGCUAUUACUAGCAAGGCGCCUACAACAGUACUGAUCAAACCGAAUGGGAAAGACUACGUCAGCUUUGGUUACGAGGCAGAGAGAGAUUUUGUGGACAUGGAUCCUUCAGAACAAAAGAAACACUACCUAUUCAGGCAGUUCAAAAUGAAGCUCUUUAAUAAUGCUGAACUCAAUGAAUCUACAAAACUCAAGGAUAUCACAGACAAGGAACUGCCUGCUGUUGACGUCUUUGCUGCAGUGAUGCGGUUUUUCCGUGAGAGCUUACAGAAACGACUGUCUACAAAGUCUACGGAAGACUUCACAUAUGAUGAUGUGUACUGGGUAGUCACUGUGCCCGCCAUCUGGGACCUCAGAGCCAAGCAGUUCAUGAGGAGGGCUGCUGAAAAGGCUGGACUGAAAGACUCGCAGUUGUCCUUGGCCCUAGAACCAGAAGCUGCAUCUAUGUACUGUCGUAAAGUCCCGGUAGAAAUAAGUACGCAGAGAGAUGGAGCCAAGCAGAUAGCCUCACUGCCCGCAGGGUCCAAGUAUCUGGUGCUGGAUUUGGGAGGGGGUACCAUAGACAUAACUGCCCAUGAAGUGACUUCUGAUGGGGGACUGAAAGAGCUACACCAGGCCAGUGGGGGGUACUAUGGGGGAACCUGUGUCAAUGACGAAAUCAUGAAAUUCUUCAAACGACUGUUUGGUGGACCUGUUUUAAUGAAGCUCAAAGAAGAAUAUCCUGGAGACUACCUCGAUCUUAUGAAUGAUAUUGAGAUGAAGAAGUGUACAUAUAGUCCCAAAAUGAACAAGGAGAAAAUCACACUUCGACUUCCUGUCACAUUGUUAAAUGCAUACAGGGAAGACACCGAAUGUGAAAUUGAGGAAUCGCUGGAGCAUACAACAUUUGCAGAUGAUGUGCAUGUAAAACGAGACAAGAUGACAAUUUCCAAAAAACUUUUCCAUACCUUCUUUACUAACUCUGUAGACAAUGUGGUUAGAAUUAUCAAGGAAAUCCUCGAUACCCCUGGAAUGUCUGAUGUCAGCACUUUGUUGGCAGUGGGUGGAUAUGCGGAGUCUCCAUUAAUGACAGAAACUCUAAAAACUGUGUUUGCUCACAAAAAAGUAGUGAUACCCACCGACCCAAGCCUAGCUGUGUUAAAGGGAGCAGUGAUCUAUGGCUAUGAGCCCGAGAUCAUAGCCUCCAGGGUGUGUAGGUACACCUACGGAAUCGCCAAACAAGGGAUUUGGCAGGAGGGAGAUCCAGAAAGCAAGAAACUGCCACAGACAACCAGAAAAGGACUCCACUGGUGUGACGAUGUCUUUGACAAACAUGUAGAAGUGGGACAGGUUGUUAAAGUCGGGGAGUUUCAGGAACCCAAAGAAUAUUUUGCUGUGGAAGGCCAGGAGAUGGCUCUGUUAGAUUUCUAUGCUUCCACGCAGAAAAAUCCCAGGUUUGUUGAUGAGCAGGGCUGCACCUGUGUUGGGUCUUUUGUUUUAGACCUGUCAGAAAGGAAUUCCAGGGGAAAUGUCUUAGUCCGGAUUGGAGUGGGUGGGACAGAAUUAGAGGUAGAGGCCAAGGAAGAAAAAACAGGUCGUGUUUUUAAAUCGUACUGUAACUUCCUGCCCUAGUCAAUAUCUCACAGUGAAUUUUUCUUUGAUUCUCCAGAAUUAAAUGGCAAUCAAGAAUACAGUGUAUCUGUUGGAUAAAAACCUUGUAAUCUUAUUUGAGUGUUUGUGUGUACAUGUGUACAUGUUAUGAAAGGUUAUUAAUGAAAAAUAUUUUUUAAUGAUUUACCGGUAAAAUUUUUUUGACAAGUUUUGUAGGUUUGGUGCAAAUAUCUGAUGCCAGUGAUGUAGAAUUUGUUUGUUUAAUAUAUUUUUAAAAAAUUUGUAUAUUUUGCUUCUACAAAGGAUGUACUAUGUAUAUUCAACCACAGUUCUAAGGUUGAACUGAAUAGACUGUAUAGAUGAUAAAUUCAUGUUGAUUAUUAUUGACAUAUCAAGAUCAGAUAAAUUAAUACACUGUAUAUUUGUUUGUCAGAAAAAAAUGUAUUUUUAUACAGUGCACUUUGAAGAUGUUAUGUUUAGAACUAUAGGUAGUUGUAAUGUACAUUUUGCUUUAUUCGAUGUUAAAAUUUAUCUGCAGAAUAGACACAAUUGAAAAUUUGAAAAUACAUAUGUGAAAUGAUUUCAUAAUGUCAUUAAUUUUUUUACCUCACCUUAGCUGAAAGCUCAAAUGAGCUUUUAUGAUCACAUUUUGUCUGGUAUCCAUCUGUCUGUAAACUUUUAAUAUUAUGAACUUCUUCUCAAGAGCCGUUUGGCCAAUUUCAACUGAAAGCAUUCCUACUUGAAGGAUAUACAAAAAAUGUUCAAAUAAAGGGUAAUGCCUUCUGUCCAGGGGGGAUAAUUAAGAAUUAGUUAAAAUUUGGUAUUAACAUUUGAAAUCUUCUGAAGAACCAUUUGGCCAGAAUUGUUGAAACUUUUAUUAAAUACUGUAGGUUCAAGUUUGUUCAAUUCAUAAUCCCAAGUGGUAUGAUGGUGUCAUUAUGGUUAAUCAAAUGUUUAUAUAAAAUGUACCUCUAGUUAAAAAAAUAUGUAGUUUAUUCUAUCUUUGUUCAGAUUUGUUCAAUUUGAAAUCAUAUCUAAUAUGAUUUUAAUUUUUACAUUUACAGGUUGAUAUUUGUUUUGACUAGUUUUAUUUUAAGAGAUUGAUCUUUCUCCCUGUAUUUAGAUAGUACAUCAUCAAUAUUUACAAUUUGAAAAUGGAGCUGAUCGAUUAGUCAAUUGUGUGCCAAAUAAUAGCCUUUAUAUAAGGUCUAUUAUAUAAUGAUUUCUGAUAAAACAUUAGUAAGACCUUUUCUGCUGUUAAUGAAUAUUUGAUGUAUAUAUGUAAUUAUGUAUGUAUGGCACUUUUGGAGAAAAAAUUAAAUAUAUUGCAGUUAAUGGAUGUGAACCAUUUUUUUUUAAAUUUGCAAAGAAUGUUAUAUGCUU
Molecule: messenger RNA, 3599 nt
Organism: Saccostrea cuccullata (small rock oyster)
Lineage: Eukaryota; Metazoa; Mollusca; Bivalvia; Ostreida; Ostreidae
Product: heat shock 70 kDa protein 12A-like
Exons: 9
Coding region: 201-2237 (678 amino acids)
Molecular function (GO): ATP binding; ATP-dependent protein folding chaperone
Source: RefSeq, a predicted model, not a curated record